Harmonia axyridis is the source of this 2160-nucleotide messenger RNA. RefSeq names its product neurofilament medium polypeptide-like. The record is from RefSeq and is a predicted model, not a curated record. Bases 307 to 1941 code for a protein of 544 amino acids. NCBI's taxonomy places the organism in Eukaryota, Metazoa, Arthropoda, Insecta, Coleoptera, Coccinellidae. The transcript is spliced from 6 exons.
AUCAAAUUUUGUCUGCACGUUAGUACGUGUAUAUAUUCCUCUCUAGUAGGUAUUUAACAUUUACUAGUAGCCAAACGGUUGGCUCAAGGUAAAAAUAGAAGUUGAGUCAGAUCAUCAACCUACCGGCUAGUUACACUGUGGCGCACUCAGUGUGUGGAUAGAAUUUUGCAACGCUGCUUUGUUUACGGUGAUUCGCUAGUUUGGAUUUGCGUUUCAAAACGAAGAUCCCAAGUCGCAUUUGUGGUGUCUUCAAAGAAGGGCGUCAAUUCUUGUUUCAGUUGAUUCAGUUUUCCGACUAAGUCAGCAAUGGGUGCAAGUUGGUCAGCCCCAGUAAGGAGUCUAUUCAACAGAGGCAAGGUCAAGGAAGAAGUUCAACAAGGUGUAGAGGUUGUGGUAAGCGCUGCCGAACAAGGUUUGCAGAGAUUGGAUACAGCUACAUCAGGUGCAGUAACAAACUUAGCUGAUGAGUUGUCGAACGCAGGAGUGGACCUGAGCCAAUUCAAAAAUAACCUAGUUCACGCGAUAGAUGAUGCACACAGGGUCGAGAACGAAGUAGGCACCUCAGUAACUAAUGUCGCAGGUUCCGUCGAGAAUGGUUUGAAAGAUGAAUUCCACCACGUUGAAACACAGACGGAGGUCGGUAUCAGUAAGGCUGGGGCAGCGGUCAAAGGUGCAAUACCAAAGGUCGAAAAAACCACAGAGGAAGCAAUCCAGAAACUUGAGCAAACGAAAGAAGAAGUAGUAGCAGAAGUCUAUGGUGCAGCGAAGAAAACCGAAAAUGCUGUGGUGGAAAAUGUAUCGUCUCUAACUUCAGACAUGGCUAGUUUCGGAGAAUCCGCCGGAGCCAGUAUCGCAAACGGUUUGCAGACUGUUGAAGCCAGCGCAGAAGCAGGUGUUGAAAAGGCCAAAGAAACAGCAGAGGUGGUCGAGAAGAAAGUGGAAGAUAUCGCCUCCAAUGCUGAACAAACUGCGUCAGAAUGGACUACAUCUCUUCUAACCAAAGAAAAACAACUUGCGGAUGAGGCCAAAGAGGCAGUAUCACAGAAAAAAGAAGAAGUUUCUUCUGGCAUCGCCGCUGGUGUCAAAGUUGCCGAAGAAACUGCUUCAGCUGGCGUUGAAAAGGUAGCGCAGGGUUUGAGCUCUCUGCAGGAAAGUUUGGACUCCAAAAAGGAAGAAGUCUCUUCGCAAGUCAAAGAAGUUGUCGCCAAUGGCGCUAACACAGUAACCGAAAGCCUCGAUAACCUCCAAAAGGAGACCGAGGAUAAAAAGAACGAAGUUGCUUCUGGAUUGAGCUCUGAGCUGCAUUUCCUUCGGGACACAGUAGUAGCAUCCAAAGAUAUUGUCGUAGAAACUUUGCAAAAAGGUCGAUAUUUCGAAAAUGCCCCUCCUAAGUCGCCACCAUCAAAGUUCCCAAGUACUACUACUUCUACUCUGUUAUCUAGUUCGUCGGACACCCAAGAAGAAAAAUCUGCAGACGCUACUGAAGAAUCCAAACUCAACGGUACAAAUAACGAAGAAGUCGAAGAGAUGGGGGAUAAAGAAGAGAAAAAAGAAACACCUCCUAUUAAAGAGGUCACCGAAUUCUUAAGCAGCGAAAUUUCUGAUGCCAGCAAUAAUCUCGAGGCAAAGAAAGAAGAGGUCAAAGAAGGAGUUACUACUACUAAUGGAGCAACUGCUGCAGCAAAUGAUGCUCAAGUUGAAAGCAACUCUAUUUUUGAUAGUCUCACUGAUAUAGGUUCUUCGAUCACCAAUACACUUCAUAACAUCGAAAGUGACAUUGAAUACACUGGCAAAACUAUUUUGACUGGUGUUGGAACAAAAGUAAAAGAGGCUGGCGAAUUUAUUGCUGGCACCGAAGAAGAAAUUGAUCAAAAUAUGGAUGAUAAAGAACUGAAAACUGAAGCCGUUACCAGCAUUUUAGAUAAUUCUCUUCUUAAAUAAUUGGACGAUGCAGUAAAAUGCAGGACCCCGACACCUGUGCCUUUUAUCAAAUAUAUAUUUAUUUGUUGAGCUUUUUAUUACACUGAAAGCAUUUUUUGUCAUUGUGAUGUAAUUUAUUUCGUCAAGUUUUUAUUAUAUAUUUUGUAUGGAAUGAUAGGGUAGUCAAAAGAAAGGAUGUUUUAACUACACAAAUUACAUUAAUAAAGAUUUUAUAAGUCA